This is a messenger RNA of Asparagus officinalis (garden asparagus), 1412 nucleotides long. RefSeq names its product ninja-family protein Os05g0558800-like. The record is from RefSeq and is a predicted model, not a curated record. The transcript is spliced from 4 exons. NCBI's taxonomy places the organism in Eukaryota, Viridiplantae, Streptophyta, Magnoliopsida, Asparagales, Asparagaceae. Bases 160 to 1161 code for a protein of 333 amino acids. Gene Ontology annotation, cellular component: nucleus. Gene Ontology annotation, biological process: jasmonic acid mediated signaling pathway; negative regulation of DNA-templated transcription.
UUCAUCUCACACGCAGCCGUGGCCUGUGUGUUCAUUCAAACAUCUCUGCGACUAUUUUUCGGAGAAACAGCAAAAUAUGUGGAUUUGCUACGUGGGUAUCUGAGGUGGAAUAUAUACAGAAAGUACCCACCUGCAUUAACUGAGGAGCUCUACAGGAAAAUGGAGGAUGAUUAUGGACUUGAGCUAAGUUUGGGCCUCUCUUUUGGGGGAUCAUCCAGCAAAUCUAAAAUCAAAGGCACCUCUUCAGAUCCUGAACCAGAUGAAGCAAGUAGUAACAAACUAACUGGUAGCGCAGAGAACCAAGAUCGUAAAGGGAAACAUAAGUCCGCUCCAGGUUAUCAACAAGAUGAUAAUUUCUGUGUCGAUUUUGGGAAAUUCUCUACUCUGGUGACAGAUAAUGCCGAUGAUUUGCAGAACGAUUUAUCUCAGUCAAACAAACGUAAAAUGCCAUUUGAGGGGAGAAAUCUUCAAAACAAGCAUGAAAAUAUAGAUAGCGCUACUGAUGUUGUAGAGUAUGAUGCACAAGGAUCAAACUCUUGGUUGGCUUAUCAUGAGGAAGAUAAAUUCAGGGGCUCCGAUGUUUCUAAGUUUAAUGACAAGGGUCCUCUGGGUCAGAAUACAAACAACUUGCAUGUUUCUGUUGGCUAUUCUCCUGUGCAGCGGCCAACACUAGAAGCAGGAUCUUCAUGGGCAGGUAAUUCUCAGCCUCGGCAUGCUGCAACUAGUCUCAGCAGGGAUGGAGAAUCUAGUAACACGGAGAAUUCUGAAGCCUCGAAGUCAUCUAGUGUUCCAAAUCAAGCACCUCAUAUUGAGGAAAGAUCAGCCCAUUUGCUCGAAAGCAAUACAAGCGAUGUCAGAGAUAUCGCUUCGAUUUCUUCUCAAAAUGAGGAUAAGAACAAGGAGAAAACAAACCAAUCUAUAUCAAAAGGACCUACUAUCAGACGAGGCAUCGGACCCGAUAUAAAGUUUGGAGGUUCAGGCUCAUGUCCUGAUCUCCCAUGGGUCUCGACUACUGGGUCUGGGCCAAAUGGAAAGACGAUAUCGGGUGUUGGCUACAAAUACAGUCAGAAUGAGUUAAGGAUCGUUUGUGCUUGCCAUGGUAUUCAUAUGUCCCCUGAAAAUUUUGUUCAGCACGCAAGUGAAGAUGUUAAUGACACAUAGCUGAUCUUUUUCAGUUCAGAAUAAUUUCAGCAAAUUCUUGAAAGAGGGGUCAGUUACUGAAGAGUUCGUAGCAUAUGAGUCCAGAUGUGUGAACCAAUCUAAUCUUAGUAGUGUAGAUUUCAUGUUCAAAAAUCCUCUUAUUUGGAAUUUGUUGUAGCAUGUUAUUGUUGAUAUGUAGAGGAAUAACAUCAUAAUGAAAGAAUUGUGUGAAUGUAUGGAUGUCAUUGUUUGUUUCCCAAUUAUCAUCUAAU